Lymnaea stagnalis (great pond snail) is the source of this 20898-nucleotide messenger RNA. NCBI's taxonomy places the organism in Eukaryota, Metazoa, Mollusca, Gastropoda, Lymnaeidae. The record is from the annotation of a GenBank genome assembly.
ACAUAAAUAAAUGCAUUACAUUAAGAACUUAGCUACAUAAGGAAGUUCAUCCACCGGUCUUUUUGAGUCCAAUCAGGUUCACACUUUUAUUAGGUUCAAGCAUACAUAUCUUUUCUUUGUAACUUAAAAUUCUAAAAAUGAAAUUAUCUUAAAAUCUACUCAUAAUAAAUGCAAAUCUGGCAAUUACCACUAAAUCACUGUCAUUGGGUGGACCGUAGUGUCCCAGACAGAGUUCACUCACUUUAGUGGAGUGUAGUAAAUGCAUAGAGUAUGAGUAACGUAAUCAAUGAGACUUAACUCGUAAGUAUUGAGAUGAAGAAGUUAUCGAUUGACUCAAUAUUCCUUUUGAACAUAUACUUUAAGUAAUUAUUUUUAAAAUGAAUUGUUGUAAAGUUUUAUAAUAAAUAUAAUUGCUUUGUUAUAUCGUUUUAUCAAAGAUGAACAAUUGUGUAAAUACUUGGACACGCCCCCUUUCCACGGCAGAGUAACCGAGUGUACUAUGAGUGAUUCAAUUGUGAACUAGAGUUUCUAGUGGAUUCUGCUGUUUAAUUAUGAAUUAUUAUUAUGUCUUUGAGUUUAGAGGUCUAAUCUUUCUAAAAAUAAAACAAAAUUAAUUAAAGUUACAGUUUACAAGCAAAUUAAGCAUAUUUUGUUGCCAUCCAUAAUCAUAAUGAUAAUGAAUAUGACAUGACAAAUGAUAUUAAAUGACGGCAGGACCAGGCAUCAGGGGAGGAGCUGGAGGGUCACAUUUUUAUGACGAGGGGGUGGGUUAAAGUUAAAGCAAUUGUGAGUUACAUUAAAAACUGAACAUUCUUGAAAAAAUUGCACUUAAUAUUAUUAAUAAUGCUAAAUUACAGACAUUUCAACAUUUAAAUUAUUCUCAAAUACAAAUUUAUUUUAAUAUUAAACUAAGAUCACUGAAAGACAUCUGAAAAAUGGCAUCUAAUCUAGUUACAGGAUGCCCUAGUGGAGGAGAAUCAGAGUGUAGCGAUUUUGACAGUCAUGAGAAUUUAUGUUUGAAUGUGGAGACAGUAGUCAUAGAAUUUGGGCUACCACGUGAAGUGCAAUGGAAAAAAAAUUGUUGACCGGAGGGAGGAGGGUGAUCUUUAUAAAUGUUCUAGGGCAUGGAUUCCUAAACUUUUUGCAGCGGUUAAUUUUGAUGCUGUAAAAUUUUAGUUUUGGAACAUAACAAUAUUUAGCUUUAACUGAUUAACUGCAUAGAAAGAGUAAAGAGUGUUAUAUUUACGAAAUUUAAUUUAUUAGCUAACCUUUUCAUAUCAUUAUAGCUUUAUGUGUAAAUUUAGGGUCUCUUAGUAUGUGUUCAGGUGUGGUCAUGGCCAACCCAUUUUCAUGAUAAAGAGCCAGGUGGAUAGAAGCUACAGUCAUUUUACUUAAGAUUACAAAAAUUCAUUUCCUUCUAAGCUUUUACAUUAAAAGUAUAUGUUUGUUUCUAAGAACAUUAGAAUUAUGCAAAAUAUUAAUUACUGAAUCAUAUACUCUCUUUCACCCCAGUGUCAACCCUUAGAAUUAUGGUAAACCUAAUAAUUAUGACAUACACUGUACUUCAAUUUUAAUUCACCUCAACAAAAAAAAAAUUUUUUUUUUUUAAAUUUGUAAAUUUACCAGUUGUCUUGAUGGUUAAUUUUAAGAGCAUAAAUCUCAUAUUUAAUCAGUUUUCUUGCAAAUUUGACUACACAACAGUUGUCCAUUUGAUUCACAUGUUUUAAUAUUCUGAAAUGUUGCAUAAGCUAGCCUUAAAUUAAGGAUUGUAAUUUAAAUAAUGCUUCCUCUUUAGGAUGCAUAGGCUCACUGAUACAAUUCAUCUAAUAUUUCAUGUUUUACAAAGUUUUCAUUCAAGAAAAGGUAUUAUUUACAUGUUUUUUAAAUUAUUAUUUGAAUUUUUGGUACUUCAAUUUUAAUUCACCGCAAAAAUUAUCAUUACUGCUAUUUUACGUCUAUGCAGUUAUAUCCGGUUUAACAAAUACAACUGCUUCUGUAUACACCAUGAAUUCUUUGACAAUUUCUGCAUUAGUUCACAAUGAAGUCAGUUGUAUCUUGUUUCUACAACAACACUGUAUUAUACAUGCUGUCAGAUGAUGUGCUAACAACCACAAAGUUAACGGAAUGCCAAAACUCAACGCAUCAAACAUACGUGGAAAUUGGCAAAAGAGAAAAACAAUGGCACACACAGACAUAUACUUGCUUCUUAUAUGUGUGGGUUCAUUUUGCGUUGACGUGUUAAAGCAAAUGUUUUGAAUCUAUUCAGCGCCAUUCUAGAUGAUAUUGUUCAAAUUUGGCCACCACAGUAGCGGAGGACUUUAAAGGACGUAAAUAUGUUUUAAUGCAAAAGAACAUUUGUUUUAUUGAAAGUGUGAAGUGUUUUAAUGGAAAUGAGAAAUAAUGUAUAAUGUACAAUAAUUUUUUCAUUGAAUUAAACGUUUUUAUUCUAAAGAACAUUUGUUUUAUUGGAAAAAUGAAUAAUGAUAAUUUUUGCGGUGAAUUAAAAUUGAAGUACCGAAUUUUUUAAAAUUAAAAGAUUUAAAUAAGAAUUUUAUCAGACUUAGCCAUAUCAUGGCUUAUGGGGCAUAUACCGUUUUUUUGCUCCAUGUCAUAAACAUAAUUUUAGAAGAUUUUAAUUUUAGGCCAUUCAAUUAUUAAAUUUUAUCAUGUAACUAAUGCUUAUUCUUAACCUGUAGUUCUGAAAACACUUUUGCAACAUUAAUUUUCAUCGACACUAAACUAACCCAGAAUAGGGCUUUAUGUAAUUGAUAGUGGCAUAUAAGGGUGUUGAAAAUAUAUUUCAAUGAAAUCAUUUUUCAUAAGCCUUUUUAAAUAAUGUCUCUUCAAAAUCUGUUUUUCACUUCACUUUGUGUUAAUAUUUUUUAAAAAACAACAAGCUUAUGGAGUAGUGGCUCCCCUUAAACUAAUGUUGCAAGACAUUGUGAGCUUAAAUAUAUUGCUUAUAAGUUACAAUGAAGCCUUUCAGUAUCAGCAUCUAUAUAAUUAUAAAAGAGAGCCUAACAAUUUCAUAGUGGUUUGUAAUAAAUUAAGUGAUCGAGUUCAAACACUGGACUGUAAUUAUCUGCAGCAUGCAUGUUUGCACUUGUUAAUUCAUAUUCUUUGUUAUUGGUCUUUCACUAAUUAAAAUAAAGAAUAUUAUCUUCAUCAGGGGUCCUCAAUAAAACUUUCUAAAGAGGGUGCCUUUCCCUCAGAUCAGGCUGGAACAUAGUUUGCAAAAUAUGAAUGAAUUCCUAUGCACACUGCACAGAAAAAAACACUACCAUAAUUAAAAUGAAGAAAAUCAACAUGAACUUGUUAUUAUUUCAAUGAAAAGUGUGUGCCUGCUUUAGGCUAAUGAGAUGAGCAAUGUCCUGUUCUAUAUCUGUCACUUCUAACUGGUACCCCUCUGGGGGCCUGGCAGGCCAGAUUUGGCCUAUGGGCCAUAGUUUGAGGACACCUGAUCUAAGUGAUCUUUUAGGCUAAAUGAUUUAUCUAUACUGAACUCAAAAGUCCAAAACUGAGAUAAAUGAUAUGUGAUAGAUUUUGAUUUUAUUCAGUAUAAAAAAAAAGAUAAUUAGCUGCAUCAAUCAGUGAUUACUCAUAUUACCUGAUAAAUCUUUCAGACCAUAUUGUGUAGCACAUUUAUUGUAUUGCUGAGAUAAAAGUUAGUUAUCUUCUCAGGGUGUAUCAAUCUAGAUAUGUUCUUAUUACUUCAUUUGGGCCAGAUAUUUUUGCAUACCAUUUAUUAUUAAAGAUUAUCUCCCUAUAAUUUUGGGUCUAUAGCCAAAACUGAGUUGCUGUUUCUCUAGGUUAGUAUGAUAUGUGAUUUUUAUGUGAGAUAAAUUCAUAAUAAUUAAACAUUUAAAAAAAAAUUGAAUGAAGCUGAAGUGGAUUAAUAGUCAGUUUUAUUUGAGGCUAACAUUUUUUUAGUAAUGAUCAGAUGUUUUAAUCUUCUGUGUCCUGUUUAAAUACAGUGAAACCCCACACAAUGUGCUAAUUUGGCUCUUUUUUUUAAGUAGGAAGUUAGGUGAUUUCAUUUUUAAAUAGUGGAUUUUUCAAUACCUUUUGGUUAUCUAUCUUGUGUUAAAGUUGGACUAAUUUUAGUGGAUUUGUGAUAGUGUUGUAUCAGAAUAUAUAUAUAUAUAUUUUAUACUUGUUUGAUCCUUUUUUUUAAGUAUCAUCAGUAGAGCAUUCCUUUUAAAUGUUUUUUGAGGUAAACUAUUUCAGAUGUAAAAUUUUAUUCUAACAAAAUAUAAUAAACUAGGGCUUAACCAGGUGCAUUUUUUUUUACACCAGGUUGGGGUAUUUUGAGAAAAUGCCAGGUGGGUCCAAAUGUUACCAAAAAAUGUUAACAUUCUCAUUUUCUCUAAUAUAUUCUGACCUUUAGACAGUCCUACAUCCUAACUGCCAGCCUUUAAGCAAUAGACUUACAGACAGUCCUACACCAUGAUCGUGGCUCUUUAUUAAUUAAUAUAAUAAUCACCUCCGAAAAAAGUCUACCUUUUUACCUGAGUUCAACCAUCACACAUUACGCUUGCUGCUAAAACAGAUUUUUUUUUUUCACUCAGUACAAUUAAUAUUUAAUAUGGUGAGUAGGGGGUGGGACUGUUGUGAAUAGGAAGCAGCCACGCCACUAACAAUAUAUAUAUAUAUAUAUAUAUUUUUAUAAGAGAUUUGGAGAACUCUUUCUUAGACUUAAUCUCAUCCCUUUUUCUUCAGCUUCUAUAAGUAUGACUAGGUUUUGCUCUCAACUUUAUUUGCUGUCUUACUUGACCAGAAUCAAGAUGUUUUAUUUGCAUUAGGCCAACCAAGACAACUUUUAAAUGUUUAUAUAAUAAUUUACUUUUUUUUUUUUCCUUAUUUUUUCCUUAACAGAAUCUUUUGUAGAAAGUUGUUUUUGUGAACUAUGGCAGCAAGAGGAAAGAAAGGUAGGUAUUUAUCUAUAUUAUAUUUAUUGAAGCCACUACUUUUUCAAUUAAAUUUUUGUAGGAUUUAAAAUUAGCAUUACAUUUUAAUGUAUCAUGAGAAGUGAAUGCAGUUAAGAAAAGUCAAGGCAUCAUCUCAGUUAUAGUCCAUAUUGGUGCUUCAUAAAAGAACAUCACAUAUCGUUGUGUGGCCCAUUUGUUAAUUCUGUUUGGCAACAAUUGUUAAUGUUUGAGGAUUUUUUUUAUCAUAAAACAUUGAUACACAUGAAUUGAAUCUAUGCUAAAGUAUUUCAUAACAUAGGGUAUUUUCUUUUUUUGAUAUUUUUUUUGUUGUGUUUUUCACUUAAUUUAGGAUAUCCUUACAAUAUAUAAAAGUUUUAUUUUUAUUUGUUACAUUUUAAAUUUUAUUUCAGUUCUUAGUCCCAAUGACCCAGCCAGAUUUGCUGGCAAUGGUCUAAGCUACAAAGCCAAACUUAUAGGAAUAGAGAAUGUACCUGAGGCUCGGGGGGAUCAGAUGUGCCAGGAAACAAUAACAAAACUGAAGAACUCUGUCAAAAUAUCUGGCCAGCACAAGCAAAAGAUCUUUGUUCAGGUCACACUUGAAGGACUCAAAAUAAUUGACGCAAUUUCUUUGGUGAGAAUUAUUCUUUUCUUUUUGUUGUAGUUUUGUCACUUGUUUAAGGACUAGAAACCUCAUCCUACAAGCCUUUUGCUUUGUAAGUAUCAGUUGUUUUAAGUGCAUAGCAUUUUUUUACCGUUAUACUGAAACAGCAAAGAAUGUUAUUAAAAUUCAUAAUAGUUUUACCUUAUUUAUGUGGAUAUAUAAUAUGUUACUAUAGCAAAAAGUAGGGGUGUUUAGCCAUAAUUCAUUUAAAUAUGAAACCAACUCCUGCUAAAGUGACUUUAAUAAGUAAAAUGUAUGUGUUAAAAUUGUCCCAGCCCUCAGGGGAUCAUAGACAAAGCUUGACCUUAAAACCUGCUGUGGAGUACAGAGAGCAUGUGAGUGCUGAAAGUGUACAAGACUUUUUUCAACAACAUGUUUUGGGAUUCUAAGAUUGUUUAAGAAAUUAGUUGUAAAAACUCAACCACUGCUCAUUCAAAUGCUUUCUCCCAGGUAGUGUUUUUCAAAGUGAGUUAAAAAUCCUCUACACUAACGAUGUUUAUAGAUCAUAGUCACGGAGAGAAAAAACUCACAACUUGAAUUGAAAAGCAGAAUAAAAGUGCAUUUAAAAAAUGGACCCCAUUAACACAGUUUGAGAAACACUAUUUAAAGUUUGUAAAAUUACAAAUGAAUUUUAUUAUAUGCUGUGAUGUAUUCCAACCUAUAUCCAUGUCAUUUAACCCUUUUUUAAAAUUUCUCUCUCCUGAAAAAAAAUACUGUUUUGUUCCCAAAGCAUCUGACUGAAGGUUUAGGGCUCAUACUCAUGUGGGCACUAGAUCAGAAUGAAAAUAAUAUCUUUUGUGACACAUUUCAUUUUUAUUUCCAACGAAGAUAUGUUUUUAACCAAGAAAUAAAAAAACUCAAGUUAAAUGGUUUUCUGUGCUUUCUUAAUGAUUUUUUAUGUUGAUCUAGAUCUCAUUUUCAUCUGAAAACUUAUUGCAACUUAAAAGCAUAUUAUGCCCCAAUUCAUUUGACAAUGAUCUGUGCUGAAAAAAUAAUUUUUUAAAGUUAAAUCCAAUAAUUAUUUUUUUAACAAGGAUAGGAUUAUUUGUUUUGAAUAUUUGGAUAUCACUAUUUAAUUUGCUUUAAAAUUAAUAACUAUUUUAUUUUUAUUUACCUGCUAUUACCCCAUCCCCAUUUUACUGUAAUCAAAAACCUCUUGGAUGUUUGUAUGCCAUCCACACCCCUGCCCACCCAUUGUACCCUUGUUCCUGACUUCCACCCAUUCACAGAGCUUAAACCACACUAAGAAAAAAGGUGAACCUAAGAGUCCAAAACCAGGAGAGGUAACUGAAAGAACAGAAAAGGAACAAGAUUUGGUAGGCUUGUGUCUAGACCAGUAGUCCCUUACCUUUUAACACAAUUAUCCAUGUAGAAAAUCUGAUUUUAGAAUAAGCAGAUACUGUCCAAAAAUGUUAAUUUUUCAUGUUUUGGAAAAACCAUAUAAAAACCCUUGCUUGAGACCUUAAUUCAAAUAGAUACUAGGUGGCAUGUUCCUGCUGAUUGGGGAAAGACACAUUUGGAUCAAAUGAAAUAAGCCUUAGAAUAUUAAUAUUUCAACUAUCUUAAAGAUGUAAGAAAGGAUAUAAAAAGAGGGAAAUGUUUUUAGAGGGUAACAAUUUUUUACAAUAUGUAAUUAAAUGGAUGUUUUGAAAUAAUUAAACUGUUCGUUUUAAAUUAAAAAGUGUAAGCUUAUCAAUUGGUUAAAAAAGUCAUAGUUAAAAUUUUAAAGAUAUAUUUACUGAAAACCUUUUAAUUUUCAGAUAGUAUUACAUACACAUGCUGUCCACCGGAUCUCCUUCAUAUCUCGAGAUACUACAGAUAACAGAGCUUUUGGCUAUAUUUAUGGAGAAGAGGAUGGAACCCACAAGUUUUAUGCCAUCAAGACAGCAUCAGCUGUAAGCACCUCAACAAAUAAUUGUUCUCAUCUUUUCUAUUUGAACCUCUUGGUUUUAAAACUCAUAUUAACAUUUUUUUCAAAUUCAUUAUGCAAAGAAAUGUGCAGAAAAUAUUUUCAAAAAAUACGAAGAAAAAAAAAUAUAUCUAAGAUUCUUCUACAUUGAAUGGGAAUCCUUUGGCUACAUAGAGUGCUUCUCAAUGCUGCACAUACUUUCUUAGCGUAAUGAAUUUUAAGAAAAUUAUUUUCUACUGUUCAGUGCGUUUAAACUCAUUUAAACUUGUCUUCAAUAGAAAGUUGUUUUUUUUUAAAUUGAAUUUUUUUAUUAUGAAUGCAAUGGUAAUUUGGGAUAUUUUUAAAAAGACAAAUUAUUGGUUGUAGAAAUUAAAUUUUAAAACAAUUAUGGGUUUUAUUGGCCUACAUAGAAAUAUAUUAGUUGCUUUCAUAAAAUAUUGGUUAUGUUUAAUUAAGUCCUUAAAUAUAUUAGUUGCUUUCAUAAAAUAUUGGUUAUGUUUAAUUAAGUCCUUAAACAUUUAUUGGAAAUGUGUGUCAUGGCAAUUUCAAUAAGUGAAUUUUUUAGCAUCCUUUUGUGUGUGGUAAUUAAUUUUUUUUUUAUUUUUGGUUCAGAAAAAAAGUGACCUUUAUUAUUCCCAUUCAUUUGUUUUGAUUUCAAAAUCUCCUGUCAUAUUAAAAACUUUCAUACCUUCGAAUUUUGUAUUUUGACAAUUGUUGAGCAAUGAAAUCAGGAUGGGGCUGCAACUUUUUAUCAAUGACAUUUCAACCAUCACAGUAUCUAAAUUUCAUUAGGAUGAGCACACUACCUAUUUUAAUGUUGAUUCUUGUUGUUCGUUCUUCGCAUGCGAAGAUGACCAAGGUUAAUUUCAACCAUGAGUACAAAGGCGGCUUGCUAUCCUAUUUGUGCCUGGAAAGCUUUCUAGCACCUAGGAUACACUAUUGUUCAACAUCCAGUUACUCUAAUGGCUAGCUUUUUUGUAAUUAAAGGUUUAUUUUACUUUCCUCCUUUGACUAUUUUAGGCUGAACAGUUGGUCUUGGCCUUGAGGGACCUGUUUCAGGUGGUUUAUGAGAUGAAAAAGAAGGAGAUGGAUGAAGCCAAAGAGAAUUUAGAGACAGGAGAAAUUGCUCAAAACAACAAUGAGGGAAACUUACAGCCCUCGGGGGAUGGGUCUACCUCGGGGAAUGGGCAGGUAUCAGAAAUGUACUUUUCAAUCUGGUCUAACUGGUCAUGGCUUUGGUCUUCUAAUUUUUCCAGACAAAAUAUAAUUGUUUCUGUGACAUUCAAGUGUCUCAUGAUUUAGUUUCAAACAAAGCAAUGUCAUAAGUUAUGAUGUAUGGCAGGAAUGAAUUAAGCCUCUUAAUGCUAAACUUUUUUUAUAUAUGACAUACUUAAUUUAUUUAUUAAUUUUUUUCUAAUUCAGGGGAUCAUAACUUUGUCAUUUAAUUUGCCAAACUCUGAUUUCUUUAUAUAUUUUUAAAUAAUAUAGCCAAGUUGACUUUAAAAGAUCAAUCAUAGCAAAUACUUUAAAUUUUCUCAUAGGCCCCUCUGGAGAAAGCGAAUGCUGAUGGAGAAAAUAUUUAUCAGGUAUGAUAUCACAUUAUAAGUUUCAAUGAUUGCCUUAAUUCUUGCCAAAUGCCAGUGUGUAGAAAACUUUAUAUUUCUUAUUUCUUUUUUAAAUUCACUUUAAAUAAUUAGUGAUCUAAAGCUUUUGUCAUGACCUCUGUAACAAUAGCCAUGGAAUGAAUCGCUAAAAAUGUUGUGUCUCUUGAAAUCUGUCAUUGUAUAUCUUUACAUGCAUGAUGCAUAUACAGACCUGUUUACUCUUACGAUUUUGGUGUACAAUAUAAGAUUUUAAGAUCUCUUAUAUGAUUGUAUGCAAAGACCUGUCAGGACUAGGAUUUUAAGAGACCGGGUUAAAAAUAUAUACAUUCCGAAGUUUUUCCAAGAUAAAAAAAAAAAUUCUAAGUACAUUUUCAGUUUUUAGUUUUAACUUUUGCACUCUACAUCCAGCAGUGAAUUAAUUGAGAAAUACGAUUGGUUGGGAACCAUCUAUAAUUAUAUAACUUUUGCCCUGAAAGAGGAAUGGAUAGGUAUUGCUUUAGGAGAUUUUGUGCACGGCUGUGUCGGAAGGAUUGGGGUCUAAAAAAUGAACUCAGCCAAAUUUUGGUAAUGAUAAUAGUGAUGGUCACACAGUUGCUUUGUGUUUUCAUAAUACAUUCGCUAGACAUGACAACAGUAAUAUUAGCGCAGUUGCCCUAGUGACAAUUUUAGUAAAUCCAGGGCCAUCUUUAUAGCACGUAUACACUGAGGUGUAUGUCAAUAUUUAAGGUAUACACUGAGGUGUAUGUCAAUAUUUAAGACUUUGCUUACGCUGUCUCAGCAGAAAGUAUGUACACUAUUUAAAAAUUCUACAAUAUUCAUCCUGUUACUCCGAAAGUCCAUAAAUAGCAUAUUUAUAUCUCGAAUGCUGUAAACAUAUCACACAAUGUUUUGUAGGGAUUAUUGUCAUAAUGUUGCCAUGUAUUUUCAUAAAUGAAGUCGCUAGAUAUACUCAGAUAGUACUCAGUAUUAAGGUAUUACAGCAAAAUAUAUCCCACAAAUGUGCAACAUGCAUGUGAAAUAUGUUUGGUUGGGUUAUGCCAGUGGUUCUAAAAUUUUCGUUUCCCGGCACCUAGGCCAAAUUUAGGUUUUCACCAGGCUCCCUGUGUUAAAUUCUUACAAAUACACCUCAAAAUAUCAAAAACAUAAAUAAAAUGAAAUAAAUAGUUGGAUAAAAAUAAAUAUAACACGUAUGUAGGUCACUAAGCUCCAUCUAGAAACUGCAAACAGUAGUUACUCAAAUGAGUUACUAUUUGCACCACGACCGCUAGAUGUUAUAAUUGAUUAAAAGUGAAAAUUAAUUUUUUAAAAAAUAUUUCUCUGUGAGCCCGUGAACAAGCCGCAGGAACUCAUAAAGAAAAGGGGGGGGGGGGGGGUUUUCUGUAAUAAAAAAAGCACCCAAACAACGGGGGGGGGGGGUGUUUGAAUUUUUUUUUUUUUAUAUACCACAAAUAGAUGGCCCUCGCGUUUGUUGGCCUAUGCACUGUGUGACAUAAUUUUGUGACAAUUACAUAAUGGUGUGAAAGUAAUUUCUUAUAGUUAACCGCUAUGAGUGCAGAAAUGGAGAAAACUAGAGGAUCCAUUCUCAAAUGUUCGGAGCAGCAACAUUAGAUUUCAACAUAUUUUAUAGGAUCUGAGAGGACCUUUGAAAUCUAUUUUUAGAAUGCACAAAACAGCUGUACAAUUUUUAAUAGGCCGACUUCCUUCCACCCAUUUACAGCUUUUGAUAGUAAUGAGACUGUAAUAUCUACUUUAUAAGGUUCCUUUUUUGACACCAGCUUAACUCGAUUCCACUAGACAUGAGAUGCAAGCAGUUUUUGUUUACCUUAUACAUGCUGUAGGUUAAUUAAUUUUUUUAUUAGGAUACCGGUACUGAAUUUUAUGAUUUUUAGACGAAUGGUACAUUUUAGGACUAUGAGGGUAAACAGGUCUGCAUAUAUAAGGCAAAAUUAAUUUUUCGUUUUAGUUUCUAAGAAUUAUUCUCUCUUUAAAUAAAUCAUCCAAUUUUAGUGUUUUUGUUUCUAAGGCCAAUUUUGGUCAUUUUUACCCACUUUGAAGAGCCACUGCUAAACUCAGAAAAAAGUGGAAAAAAAAUGAUGUACUUUUUAAUAAUUUUUUUUUAAAGAAGAAAGGCAAUAAUUAUUGCUAAAGUAACUUUUCAAUUUGCUUUUGAUGCUUAUUUAAUCACCAUAAAAAAAAUUAUUAAUUUCUUAAAUAAUUAUUGCAUGCAAUUUUAAGCAUGAUAUAGAUUUCUGUUGGUUUGAAUACUGAGGCCUUAGUAGUUAAUGGAUGGUUAAUAGAUUGAUUGUCAUAUGAGAAUGUUAGAUUACAUCUGAGUAUUCAUACAUUGCAGCAUUUAAAAAAAAUUUUUUUUUGCUUUUAAAUCUUCUGGUACCAUCUGUUAUUGCAUAGAAUGUAAUGCAUAAGUUACCAUGCAGGUGCCAACCAACAAUGCUCCAGUGAACCCACCAACCCAGGCAGAGCAGGUUGCCAACUUACUUGACCUUGAAGACCAGGCGGAUCAUAUUCUUAAAGUGGGUGUUUUCUCUGCCUUAAAAAAAAAAAGUUCAAUUAUUAAACCAUUUUUUACCAAAAUUGUCUUGUGAACCCCUUUUAUUAUAUAGCCAUACAACUCAUGGUACUUAUACAUAUGCAUAAAGAUACAUGCUAUUAAGAUAAUAUAAAAGUAAAUUUUUCAGGAUAUAAUUCAGAUAAUAUGAUUUUAAUUUCAGUACUUGCAUCUCGGUGACUGAUAAUACGAUUGCAAUUUCAGUACUUGCAUCUAGGCUUAUAUCAUUUUGAACUUAAAAUCUGCUUCUUGAUCUUUUUCUUGAGAUGAAGAAACAACCGAAAUUCCCUCUUGCUUAGAUAUGUAGAAUCAAAUGGAUGUAAAACUUUAAAUGCUUGCUCAGAAAUAUUUUAAUAAAGGAUUUAAAAUAACCAGUAACAGUAACAAUGAAUUUCUGGUUUUGAUUCGUUCACCUUCAAAUUGUUGUACCAGAAUAAAAACCUUUUAAACAUUAAAGAAAUAGCAAAACGAGGAAUGUGGAAGCUUGAAUUUAAGGACAAGGCAAUAAGAUCCGAACGUUUCGGCAUAGAGCCUUCCUCAACGCACAGGACAAAUGAAAAUAUCACAAGGAACAGAGCACAGUAAACUUGUAUCUUGUCCUUAAAUUCAAGCUUCCACAUUCCUUGUUUUGCUAUUUCAUUUACUUAGCUUGAACUUGAAUGCAGUCGUUUAAUUAUUAAAAUUUAAUGCUGCCCAGAUUUCAUUGGCAUUUCUGCAGUUUGGAUACUAAUGACUAAAUUUGAUGUUUGUCUCCUGCCCAUGAAUUGUUUAGUUCACCGUCUUUACUUGUUCUAACUUGCCUGCCAAGUAUGCAACCCAUUACUGCAAUUUUCUUGGUUUUAUUUGAUAAAACUUAAGUCAAGCAGAGCCUGUCCCAAUAUCUUACACCUCAAUACUUGGCAUCACCAAAGUUUCUACAAGCUAGUGUUUCUUAGGCUCAUCUUUAUAGCUAACCUGCUUCUGGUUUAGUUAAGACCUCAGAUAACAAUGAAUACAGUCAAGUAAGAAAGUUUUUGCAUUGUAAAAUUUGAUUAAAACUGGAAUUAAACGUGUGUGUUAUUCUAUUUUACAUGUAUUUUUGUUUUCUGAUUUGUGCAAGGGGAUAAUUAAGUAUUUUUAAAGAAAUAUACAAAUUGUAACUACCCUUCCAGUGUACAUUUUAUUUUUGUUUCUUGAUGACUCAUAAAACUUUAAAGAAAUAACUUUUUGCAAAGAAUUAAAACCUAAUUUGGAAGUUUUUCUUUUAUUAGUUUUAUGUCAUUGAAUAGGAAUAUAUCAUCAGAAAUUGUGUAUUGAUCUAUAGAUUAUUAUGGCCAUUAAUGUGAUCUGCCCUUGUUAUUCAUAAAAUGCUAUCUUUUGGCAUCUAAGAAGAGCUUCUUGCAGCAAGGCUCACCUGAUGGAAGUUUAGUUAUUUUUAGAUAUCUUGGAAUUUAAAUUAGCUAUCUCAUUUUUUUUCUUACCAGGAUAUAGAGCAGAUCAAGAAUUUGGAAUUCGAUUCCCUCACAAGUGACUCUUUAUUUUCCCCAACAUCACCCUCACCAUCACUAACAUCACAGUUAGCCAAUUUGGCUACACCCUCAUCUGCAGGGACUGCUUCCAUUGUUGAUCCCUGGGGACUGUCAUCAAACGCUGCACCAAGCCGUAAGUGUUUUGACAUUAGAUAUUGACUUCUAAAAGCUUAAAUAUAAUCCAAGAUUCUUCUCAAACUUAUGCUAUUUUAUUUAUUUGAAACAUGUUCUGGUUCUGGUAGUGUACGUUGCUGCAUCCAUAUACUGGCAUCUGUGCAACGGUUGGGGAAGCCUUUAAAAUGGUAACACCUAUUGACUGACAUCAUCAAAAUUAUAUUUAUUAAAAAACAAGACUUGUGUGGUUUAUUGUUGCGGUUACAAAUAAAAUGGAUAUUUAUUUUAAAUCUGUAACGGAAAUGGUGUUUUGGGAAAUGACUUGUUAUUUUUGUUUGCUUGGCAGCUGUCUCCCCUGCUUCAUCUGCUUUAGGAGAUUUGGCAGGGCUACAAACUGGCCCAUUCUCUUCUACACCACAGACACCCUUUUCAAGUCCUUUCCAGAUGCAGACGGGCUUCAUGGGCGCUCCACGCUUUGUGAGCAUUUUCACUGGUUUAUUUAAAAGUAGCAAGCUUAAUCAGGGCCCCUAUUACUGAUGUGAAUUAGAACUGGUUUAUUUAAAAGAAGCAAGCUUAAUCAGGGCCUCUAUUACUGAUGUGAAUUAGAACUGGUUUAUUUAAAAGAAGCAAGCUUAAUCAGGGCCCCUAUUACUGAUGUGAAUUAGAACUGGUUUAUUUAAAAGAAGCAAGCUUAAUCAGGGCCCCUAUUACUGAUGUGAAUUAGAACUGGUUUAUUUAAAAGAAGCAAGCUUAAUCAGGGCCCCUAAAGCUUAAUCAGGGCCCCUAUUACUGAUGUGAAUGAGAAAACAUCAUUUGAAAAACCAUACUAUUUUUUUUAAAUUUAGCAAUUUUCAUACAUUUAAUGUAGAUGUUUUGCAUGAGCAACAACAACAAAAAAAAGACAAUUGAUUCCACUGAUACUUUUAUUGUGAUGUUAUACUCUGUGGAGCUUAAUUAGCAGACCUGUUUACCCCCAGACUCUUAAAAAUCGUACAAUAUCAUCUCAAAAUCGUUCAAUACAUUAUCUUAAUAGUAAAAAAAUAAACAUACAAUAUAUAUAAUGCAUACACCUAAAAAUCGUACAGUGUAUGCCAAAAUCGUAAGAGUAAACAGGUCUGAAUUAGGAUCUUCCUUAUUGUUGUGUUUUGGUGGACUAUACAUAAACUGUUGGCAAGUCUGAUGAACUGCUCAGCCACAAAAUUGGGGCAGACUUUUUCAAGACACACUGGACAUGUGUCACUGCUGUACAUGUAGGCACAUUACUACACAACAUGAUGUUCAUGUCAGGCCACCACAUGUAUCAUUAUGCAUAUCUCAAUGUCAUAUAGUACAUGUGUAAAAAAGUACAACAAAAAUACCCCCCCCCCCCCAAUAGACUGUCAAUUCAAGCUGACCUCAUAACACAGUCUUCUGCUUUUUUUUUAAAUAUAUAAAGGGGGCCUCAAUUUAAUAGGAACAUAAAGGAGGCUUUAAUUUAAUAGGAAUAUAAAGAGGGCCUUAUCAUAAGGCCCUUAUGGCCAGGAUUUUAAACGGUGUACCCUUAUGUCCAAACAAAUAUGGGUGCUGACAAAGCUCAUUCUGUCAUUGAUGAUAAGUUAUAUUGGCAAUGACUUAUAAAUCAUGCAUUUACAAAUUUGCUUCAGCCUACAACUUAAUUUAAUAUUUGACUGUUUUACUCAGAAUGUGAUGGGCGGUGGCAGUCUACCAGUGAACAGAGACCCAUUUGGAAAUGAUCCAUUUAACACUGGGGCACAGCAGCGUGUCCAGCCAGCCCCUGGAUUUGGGGCUGCACCCAAUAUGUUUGGAUCCGGGGGCAUGGCCCCUCAAUUUGGAGCUCCCCCUGGUGGAAACAUGAUGACAUCAGGACUCAUGCCGGGUUUAGUGUCGCACGGUUUUAUGUCACAGCCAGGAGUGGGAGGGAUACGCAACCCCUUUGCACCACAGUUUGCUGCUCCACAGUUUGCUGCCCCGCAGAUGACCAGUCUUUUUGCUGAGGAGGAACCCAACCUUCUGAAACCCAUGAAAAAAGAGAGUGGAGCAGAAGCAAGUGGCACCACUGCUGCAGAUUCAGCACUCGCUCGAUCAAAGUCUCCACGAGAUGAUCUGUUCGGAGACCUAGUGGAUAUUAAGAAGACAACUCCGGUGGCUGCCUUGUCACCGAAGGAUUUGUUUGUCCAAGCCAACGCACCUGAAAGGAAAUCAUUAAAUGAAAUGAAAUCCUCUCCUAAGCCAGCUGUAGUGGCUAGUGCUCAGGCAAGUGAUCCUGUCUCGCCUGAUCCCUUUCAACAAACCAAUUUUUUUGCAACAGAUUUCCCGCCUAGCUCUUUUGAAACCAGCGAAGGGUCUCCUUCAGAGACUUUACCUGAUCCCCCAGAAAUGGAUCCCCCUGGCUGUCCAAUACUUUCAAAUGAUCCCUUAAAUCUUGAUGCACCUCCCCCUGUUCCAGAGAGACAACUUUUUAACAGUUAUGCUGACCCACAUACUUACACACCUCAACCUCUGCAGGCAAACCCUUCAUCCUCCACUCAGGUUAAUCCGCCAGUGCCCAGACGAUCAAAUAUCAAAUGUAAAGACACACUGCUUACAGGUGCACCACAUCCGUUUCCACAGUUAAUUUUGUCUGUUUCAUCUACCAACUAUUCAUGUAUGCUACCCUCCCCCGAUGAACCGCCUCCUCCCCUUCCGCCUCAUUUAACAUCCCCGGUUGUUGCUCCUACUCCACCACCUCGACCGUCAUCAUCAUUAUCAUCGUCACAACAAUCUCCCACCCAUCAAAAAAACUCUGGAGAAAACCUGCCUAUAUUGAUAUCAGCAGGUCAUCAUUUCAAUAUUGCAGACAAAGCUGGUUAUGAGUCUUCUCAUGUCUGUGAUAACACAAUAGAAUCUCAAAAUUUCCCUGAUGAAGAGAAAAUGGAAUCUCCUGACUUUUAUUUAAAUACAGAAACUUGCAAUAUAUCACAUGCUGAUCCCGGUAAAUGUACACCACCAUUAAAUAACAAUACUCUUGUAUGUAAGGGUGAGCCUCAUGGGGCUGACCCCAUGUUUAAUGCAUCUGAUCCAUUUCAUGACAAUAUUACUAGCCUGAACAAGUCCGAUAUCCACUUUGAGAGUGACCCAUUUUCAGAAUCAUUUGUUGCCAAAGAUGAGAAGGAUCCCUUUAACUUACCUUUUCAUCUAACACCCGGGUUCAAAGCUGUAGCCAAAUUUGGCAGUGAUCCGUUUGAUGACAGCUUUAGCGGCUUCUCAUCCAGUAAAGCAGACCACUGGGAUGCAUUUGGUGCAUCAGAACAUGGAGCAAAUUUAGAAAGUGGUGGCAGCAGUGUGGUAAGUAGUUUAUUGAUGACCACAUAAGGAAUGAAAAUAGAGGUGCUGUAUGGAAUAUUUAACUGGCAUUCAAAAUUUAACAUAUAUACAUUGAGCAUCAAUCGAUUUUAAUGUGUAUCUACACAACCCCAGCAUGAAAUAACUGCACUCACCUGCUUUUUACCAUUUAAAUUAUUACUAAUAAUUCUUUUAAAAAAGUAUAGACAGUUUCAUCAUUUCUAUAGAACCGUUUAGCACCAGGCUACUAAGACAAACAAUGUUUUAUUUCUUUUCAUUGUCUCUUGAUGCUGCAGAUGUGAACAUUUCUGACCAAAAAAAAUACAAACAAGAGAGCAUUAAUAAGUAAGCAGUUCUUUCAUUUAGUAUAAAAAUAGUAAAAAUAAUGCAAAAUGUUGAGUUCUAAAUAUUUCAGCAAAGCUUGUUAAGAGUUGUUUUGUUAUGGGAAGAAUCAUGGUUAUUUAAAAAAUAAUUUUUAUUACUCUUUGGCAAUUUUAACACAUUCUGCUUGUGAACACCUUUUCUUUCCCCCCAAUCAGAUUUACGCACCCACUUGUUUACCUCAUAACCUCGCUUGUUGUGUAAUCUUUUUUUCAUAUCCAUCCCUUGAAUUCUUAUAAUUUUAGACAUGAAAACUUUACAUUGGAAUUGAAAUAAAUUUAAAUUUUUAACAUGUUCAGUUUUGUCACUGAAUUACUUUCAGUAGCUUAAAAUUUAGCUAGCCCGGUAGAUGUUACUGCACCAAAUUCUUAUCUUAGAACACAAAUUUGUCACUUGUAAAUUAAAAUUAAACUAAUUCUUUUUAAAUAUUUAAAAAGCUUCAAUAAUCAAAAGGAACUAUAAUAUGGCAUUAACAUAAUAUAUAAAAAUGAAAUGUAUAUUAUUACAUAUUUGUGUAUAUAUUAAUAUUAUUAAUAUAUGCAUAAAUAUGUAGAGAAAAGCAUUUUAUUGCUUUUAAUAUGUAGCACAUUCAAUAUCAUUUAAUUAUUUAGUGUUUUAUAUGUGUGAUAUUUGCAUUAAAGUAUUUAAUCAAUUAUUUCCCCUGGUUAACACUGGAAACAAUAGUCUUUUACGUUUUUGAGCCUGAGAUGUAAGAAUAAUGUAAUUGUCAAUUGUUCCUGCUGCAUGCUUUCACUUUAAGUAAAUAAAUAAGGAACUUGAAUUUUUACUCUUAUUACAAUGCCCUGUAAUCUCAUAUUAAUACCUAGAACUAACUGGUUUUACAUAAAUGGGGAAAAAUUAACAGGCUAAUUUUGCACUAAUUGUAACAUGAAAUAUUUCCUCUUUUCCUUACAUUGCUUCAUAUGUUAUUUUAAAUUUACAAUGAACUUUAAAAAUCUAAGGCAAUGACACAAAACUUCAAUGCAUUCAAAUUUACUCCAAAUUGAAGAAGGUGCAAAGAUGUCUGCUUCAUGGGACAUCGGGUCUAAAAAGGCAAUAGGGAUUCAUAUUUUUAACUAUGAAAUUUAACAGAAAUCUCCUAAUGAGCCGUUGUUUGCUUGUAUUGUUCUGUAUUAACUUGCCUGCUGUCCAGGAACUUUGAUCUGUUAACAUUUACUGAUAUUGUAGGUUUGGUGAGUAGGCCUGAUCUUUAAAUUGGAACAUUAAUACAAGUUCACUACCUCAAUGAAAAUAACAGAAUAUAAUUGACAAUACCCAAGUGUAUUUAUUGAUGCUCACCUAGUGCUAUUAGGUUGAAGGGUUCAUUAAAAAGAGAUUAGUGUACUUUAAGAAUUUGUGGGUGCUUUGAUCUUAUUUGGUUAUUGGCAGAGGCUCACAAUGUUAUAUAUAAUGGUGAGAAUACAAGUUAAAUUUCAGUACCGUAGUCUUAAACAGCAGAAACUCUUCAAAAAGCUUAACUCUAACUCAGGGUAAUCAAAUUUUCAAUAAGUGCUGUGGCAUAACAGCUAUUUUUAGUUCACAAGCUCUUUUCCAAUCCUACUGUAUGGAUUGUGUUGCAAAUUUUUUUUGAAUGCUUUUUAUAAAUGGUUGUCUUUGUUGAUGAUACUAACUACUAGAACUUAUCCAUGUAUGUUUUCUUUGGCCGUGAGCGUUAUGUUUACUCUCUGAAGAGUGUGAUCCAAAAGUGAGCGUUAUGUUUACUCACUGAAGAGUGUGAUCCAACAGUGUAUCUGCUUCGCCAGCUGUAGAGCACAGUCACAGUGUAGUGACCAAUAAGAAUCUAGCCUUACCAAUGUAAAUAUUUACAUUUUAAAAUGAAAGGUGAAAAAUUACAUUUCUACAACAAAUAUUUUUUAAGUUCUCAAUGGACUCCUGGCAUAAUGUCAGGCAACGCAAGAGGAGUUGCAACCUACAGCUUUUGGGCCAUUUGAUUAGUUUGAUUCACAAAGAAUUUUUUAAAAAGAGAUUUUUUUAAUGUGUUAUCCUUUAACUUAAGAGUAACUCUUUUUCUCAUAUAUUUUUAUAAUUUAUAUUAUAAUACUAAUUUUAAUGAAUAAUUUUAUAUUAUUUCACUAGCCAAGUCCUGUUUUUGAUGCUUUUAGUGCCUCUCUGCAACCUACCAAUGGAACUGUGAGUAUCGUUCAUUUUAAUAAUACUUUACUGAUGGAUGAGUUUCUGUACAUUUAGACUUAGACCCCUCCAAGUUACACAUAAACCUUUGUAAAUAACAUGAAAUUCUCAAAUUCUAUUAUUAUAUUAUAUUAGAAUGAAAAAAUUAUUUACUCAACAGCCAUUGCCAGCAAUAAAUCCCUUUGGUGUCUCAUCUGCUCUAACUGAUGAACCAGUAAGUGGUUUCUAUAUAAUUUAAUUAAAAUUUAACAUUAAAAGUUUCCCACUUAUUAUGUAGCCGAGACAGUUAAGGAAUUGGCUUUUGAAGGUUCUCUCUGUCCUUUUCUGCGGGAGUUACAGAGUGGUUAUUGUAGUUACUCAGUGCAAAGAGGUUUGAACCUAGCCAUAUGUUAGGCACCUUUGUGAAGUCUGGCUGUUAGGAAUUUUUUUAAAAAAUUUGUUGAAAAACUGGUUCAUUUUUUAAAGACCUAACAAAGUAGCAUAUAUUAUUAUAAUUUUCAAAUUCAAGCCAGCAAACUAAGCAAGGGAAAAUAUGGCCUUCGGCCCUGGAAGUAAAGGCAAUGAGAAAAGGUUCAUAAUAAUAGUUAUAAUAUAUAGUCCCAUGGUAGUAAUAAUAAUAUAUAGUUCAAAUGGUGUUAGUAAUAUAUAAUGUAUAUAGUAGUACAGGUAAUGAUGUAUAUAUUUCCAUUCACAGGUCAGUGGCAACUCACUCCUUGACUGAACUGUUGUUGACAGAACAACUCAAUUUCACCUGUUGCCCAUUUACUGAGCUUUCAAUCCCUAAAACUUUCAAUAAAAUAUUACUAAAAAUUACUUUUAAAAUCUUCACCUUGAUUCUUAAUUUAAAGAAUUAACUUUAAUUUCCAGAUUCCCCUCCCAAUACAAACAAAAAACUAUACUAUAUACAUAAUUGUAAUACAGUAUUAUGGUUCUUUUUCAAUAGCUUUUAUUACCUUAUUUUCCGGUAUGCUGGUGUAUUAUAAUAAGUGGACUUUUAAACCCAUAAAAAUCUUUUCAAAUGAGGUGGGGGUGUCUUAUAAGCUGGUAUACAGCCCAAAACCCUAAAGGAAAACUAGGGGGUGAUGCUGGAAAAUAUGGUAUUUUAAGACAGGUGUUUUCAUUGUAUAUUUUUAUUAUUUUUCAAACAUGCUGAGAGCAGUAAUUAUUAAACCCUUAGUUGAAAAUGUUAAUAAAAUGUGAUUUUAAAAACUUUGAAUUGUUUUAAUAUUUUAAUUAGAACUCUUAGAAUUACAUUAGCUACAACUUGGGUGUGUUUAUGCAAAAAAAUAUUCUUUGAUACAAAUAAAUCAAAAAGCUUUUUCAGGGCAAUACCUAUCUUUUAACCAAGAUAUGUUACAAUAAUUUAAACACAAGAAAUAUCAUUAGUAUUUCUGUAGCCAUAAAAUAAAUUGUACAUCUUUUUAUCCCAGAACUGGAGUAAGAAUUCACCCCUGCUGAUGAAGUGGCUGAAAUCCAAAAAUAUUGUUAAACUAUUUUCUUCAAUUAGUUCAAGUGAAGGAUCUUUAGUUUGUGUGACCUUGCUAGCUUUAAGAGUAAAUGGUGUUUGUUACCACACCAGACGUAAUCCCAAGGCUUCCAAUUAUUGCACUGUAGAAUUAUGUUAAUCUACCAGAAAUUUUGUUGACUUUUUUUUAUAAAGAAUUUGCCAUUAUUUAUAGUGAAAGCUAGGUACUUAUGUCUUUACUUGCCCAAGUUUGAGAAUCUUGGAUUAUAAUUAUUAGAAGUUAUUAGAAG